Molecule: messenger RNA, 2346 nt
Organism: Trichosurus vulpecula (common brushtail)
Lineage: Eukaryota; Metazoa; Chordata; Mammalia; Diprotodontia; Phalangeridae
Gene: RNF186
Product: ring finger protein 186
Exons: 1
Coding region: 62-805 (247 amino acids)
Biological process (GO): proteasome-mediated ubiquitin-dependent protein catabolic process; protein autoubiquitination; protein localization to mitochondrion
Cellular component (GO): endoplasmic reticulum membrane
Molecular function (GO): ubiquitin protein ligase activity
Source: RefSeq, a predicted model, not a curated record
AACCCUGCCCCACUUUAUCCAAGUCCCACAAAACCAAGUUGCAGUCAGUGCCUCGUUGAGAAUGGAGGAGACCCAGGGCAGACUUUCUGAGGGAGCAGGAACAGGUUUACCAGACUUGGCAGCAUCCCCGGUAGUCUGUGCCCAUGCCCCAGAGCAGGCAGCAAUGCCGCAGGCUGAGUCCCUGGGAGAAUUCACUGCUGAAAUGGAGGCUCUGGGAUCCCCCAAUUCUGCUGACAGAGACUUGGAGUGCCUGGUGUGCUGCCACCGAUACAGCUUCGACCGGCUGCCCAAAGUGCUAACCUGCCAGCACACCUUCUGUGUUGUGUGCCUGAAGCUCCUUCUGACCAUCCGAGAGGACUCAUGGAUGAUCAUCUGCCCGCUGUGCCGCAUGGCUACGUCGGUCCCAGGGGGGCUGAUCUGCAACCUUCGGAACCAGGCUGAGGUCAUGGGGAGGCUGGUGGUGCUCGGUCCUGAGGUACAGCUCUCUCCCCAGCAGCUGGCUCAGCCCACAGGAGGACGGGUAGCCAGCAUGAUGGAUGAGGACAGUGAGGACUCUGCCAGUGCCAAUCGGGUGGCUGCCCGCAGACUGGGGGUCCUCUUGGGGCUGCUGGUGCUUCUCAUCUUCCUUAUCCUCCCUUUCGUCUACCCUGGCAUGAUCCGGUGGGUCCUGAUCUUCAUCAUGUGCCUGGCCCUGCUGCUCUCCUCUAUAUUCUGCUGUCUACCAGGCAGCAGAGGCUGCUGUAGCCCCACCAAAACCCUCCUGCCUGGACAGAGGAAACACAGCCACGUGGCUUCCAUCGCCUGACAGGUCCCUUGAUGGAACAUUUUCCCUAGCAUAGAGAAAGGGCCAGUGGAAAGACUCACAAGAGGAGAAGACUCCUUCCAGCCAGAGAUUUCUGACUCCUUCCAGCCAGAGACUUCUGUAUUUCACAAGGGACAGGAAGCGGUAGGGAUCCUCUCUGAUGCAAUGGACUAGCUGUUGGUUUCUCUCUGGAUUCAAACUUUGGAAGGGUGUCUGGUUCCAUGGGUGUGUGUUUGGAAGGUGAGGUGGACCCUAUAGCCCUAGCCUUUGUUUACUAAUAUGGGAGGCCUCCUGUCCUAAGUCUAGUUUUAGAUAAGGGUGGAGAUGGCAGCCAAUAGAUGAAGAGGGAGAGGAGCCUGGGGGUGUUGCUAUGUUUACAUUUUAUCUUGAACUGAAACAACAAUUAUGAGGUGGGUUUCUCUAUCUCUGUAAAAAGAAAUGUUGGUCAUCAACCAAUUGCAACAAACUUUGUUCUAAUGUUCCUUAUUCUAAGGCCCCUUCCAACUAUAACGUUUUGUGUUUUAAGGCUACUACCUCUGAUGCUCCAUGUUCUAAGACCCUUCCCAGCUCUGAUAUCCUGUGUUCUAAGGUCCCCUCCCAGCUCUGACAUUCUGUGUUCUAAGGUCCCUCCUAGCUCUUACACUUUAUAUUCUAAGAGUUCUAGAGUUCUGUAUUCUAGGAUUCCUUGUAGUUCUGACAUCCUAUGAAUCUACGAUUCUGUGAUUCCCAUCCAGGGAAGAAUUGAUUCAUGUGCUUCCGGGCAUUUGGAUUUAAGCUUUGUCAUAAAGAUAAGAAGAGCCAUAAAUACAACUGUCUUCACUGCCAACCUCCACCCCUUUCCAACCACUGUUUGUCUGGGAAAGUUUUCGUUUACUGUGUCGUGUCUUGGGUGAAGGCCAGGGUCAGAUGAAGGUUGUUCCAGCCUUAGACCCCUCUCUGUUUCACAAACUUGUUGGUUGAUGACUUUUUCAUAAGUGUAUUGAUUUCUCUGAGUAGAUAGAUGAUCAAAAGUAUCUUAUGUGUCUCUAUUUAUUCAAGAAGAGACCUUUGCUACAGUUUUGUUUUGUUUUUUUUUUUUUAGUAAAUACCCUCCCACCAAAAAAAAAAAACCCAAAACAAACUUACAUGGUCAAAACAUUUUUAUUAGACCAUCAGCACAGUUGGCCUGCUGGGCAUGUUAGAUAAUGGGGCCAUCCAGAAAGAUUGAGGCACGUUUUUUCCCUGUCAUCAUCUCCAAGUCAGAACACCUCUCAAAGGAUCAGGACACACUGGGAGGCUCUCAGACAAAUUUAAUGGGCAUCUUUAGGUCCUUUAAUGUUGCGUGGGGUCUCUGGGGACCUAGCCAAAGGAAUGUGGAGAUGGAGAAAAUAAGAUUUUGGGCAUUUGACCAUUGAUUCCCUCUUGGGAAGAAAUGAAAAGCAUCUAUUGGAGCUAAAUGAGUCUCCUGCCUGUUCCCAAGAUAACUCUGUUUCUGUAAAAAUGAGGGACUUGGACCAGAGGAAUCAUAAGGACCCUCCCAGCUCUGAUAUCCUGUGUCCUAAGGU